GAAUGCAUGUUUUUCUUCGUUUUAUGACGUAUGAGCUCCUUUGCGGCUUUUGAGGCCAAAUAUCUACUUCUCUUACUAUAUUAUGUUUAACUUUAUCGGAUUUUGAUGUAUCAUAUUGACCAAUAACCUGGAAGGUUGGUUUUGUCUUCCCUACCAUCACAACGAUAAUAAUCUUCUUUAUCGGAACCAAAAUGAUGUUUUUCAUAAUUUUGGGCGCAUACAUAUGCAACCAUUUGGUUCUUGGUUGCGAUGUGAACGAUAAAUCGAACCCCAAGUUGCCCAAGCACUUCGCUGUUGACAUUGAUGGCACUUACAGGGUAUUGAACGAUGACGUCAUGAAUAAGAACGCAACAGCUUUUGGUAAAGCCAUUGAAAAAGGAAUCAACGUCUUCUUUGCUACUGGGAGAACUUUCCAAGAAACACAAAGGCUAUUCAAUAAAUCUGACUUCCAAAAAAUGCAUUACAAUUCUCUGCCAGGAGUAUAUGCUGAUGGAGCAGUAGUUUACGAUGAAGAUGGAAAUUUACUCAGCUUAAAAACCUUGAGCCACGACGUAGUGGAUGAUGUGUUAACCAUAGUCAUGAAAAACUGUGAAAAAUAUAAGCCUAUUGUGUUCACGAAUGAUGAUAUUUAUCUGCUUUGUGAUAUCGGACCUGAAUUGAGUGAGAAGUUCCAUAAAUAUGUUGAAAAUGCUAAAAGUUCAUAUAUAACACAAGAAUCAUUAAGAAAUAAAGAUGUAUUGUUUUUGGUUAGCAGAUUUGCGGACGAAAUCUUACGCAACCUAAGUGAUGAUACCAUUAAUAGUUUUAUCCACUCUCCUUUUGCUUACGGUUUCUAUAAAUUUUCACCACUAAACGUUAACAAGGCUGAAGGUAUUAAAUGCUUAAUGAAGCGUUACAACACGACAAUUGAAAACUGUGGGUGCAUGGGUGACAACCUCAAUGAUCUUGAAAUGCUAUCCGAAUGCCCAUAUUCCUUUGCCCCUAAUAAUGCUAAAGAUCAAACGAAACAAAAGGCCAAAUAUGUUAUGAAAGAAGACUAUUCUGAGGGAGCUUUUGCUAAGGUAAUGGAAAAGCUCUAUGGCAUUAUCGUAUAAGACUAAACAACUAUUUUAUAGGCAUGUGAAGAAUAUUUUCCAGCGUUAUAUAAAUGGAUAUUUAUGACAUGUUAAAGGAUUCAUUCGCAAAGAUCUGGUAACCUUGUAACAUCUUCUUCCCUCUACAUUUUGAGAUUGAUAUAGUAUAUUACUCAAUACAAGGGAGACAUCCAAGAAAACGUUGCGCUAUAUAACAACAUGUCUGUUAUCUAAACAUGUACUCUCCGCCAAAUGAACGGUCAGUACACACAAAAGUAACGCAGUUUUUAGAGUGGGUAAAUCAAACCUGUAUACAAGCAGACUUACAGUUCAAGGAAAGUAUGAAAUGAAGUUUGCUCAUUUACGCAUCUCAGAUUCUAUGUGUAUUUGCUUUAUUGGCAAUGUUGAGUACGGACAAUUGCGAAUCUGACCUGAUCAUUAGAGAAUGUGUAUAAAAAUGGCAUUCGCAAAAUGCGUAAGUGGCAUGCUUGCCCGCAUCGCACAGUGAGUCAACACAUGGAUAUAUGGUUCAAAGACACAUUUGUCUUUUGAGCAGCCGCAGCAUCACAUGCAACAUAA
Messenger RNA from Babesia bovis T2Bo, 1652 nucleotides. Its product is annotated as haloacid dehalogenase-like hydrolase family protein. The transcript has a single exon. Gene Ontology annotation, cellular component: cytosol. The record is from RefSeq and is a predicted model, not a curated record. Bases 192 to 1094 code for a protein of 300 amino acids. NCBI's taxonomy places the organism in Eukaryota, Apicomplexa, Aconoidasida, Piroplasmida, Babesiidae. Gene Ontology annotation, molecular function: phosphatase activity; magnesium ion binding.